AUGCAGCCCGAGCACAAGUACCGGGUGAGGGCAGCAGUGGAAGGAGGCUUCUGUAUCCCCACCCUUACCCAUUCCCUCCUUCCCCGUCCUUCCCACCAUCACCCCCUCCCCCCUUCUUUCAUGCAGCCAGAGCAUAAGUAUCGGGUGAGGGCAGCAGUGGAGGGCGGAUUUUGCCUCACUACUACCCCUGCCUUCUCCCUCGCACCACAACCGGCUCCCUCUUUCCAAACCCCCCUGACUUCAUGCAGCCCGAGCAUAAGUAUCGGGCGAGGGCAGCAGUGGAAGGGGGCUACUGUGUUCCUCCCACCCGCAAUCAUCCCCUCCCUCUUUGGAACGUUUCUUUCAAACCCCCCUUCGUUUGUGCAGCCAGAGCACAAGUAUCGGGUGAGGGCAGCAGUGGAAGGCGGAUUCUCGUUCUGCAGCGAUCUGGCUCCCACCAAUGGCGUGGGCGGCACUGCUCCCACCCCCAUGGACUAUGCAGCAGCAGCACUCGCCAUCCCCAUGGACUAUGCAGCAGCAGCAGUCGCCAUCAGUCUGACAGUGGCAGUGCGCAUGGCAGUGGAGGCAGUGCGCAUGGCAGUGGAGGCAGUGCAGGCAGUGCGCAUGGCAGUGGAGGCAGUGCGCAUGGCAGUGGAGGCAGUACGCAUGGCAGUGGAGGCAGUGCGCAUGGCAGUGGAGGCAGUGCGCAUGGCAGUGGAGGCAGUGCGCAUGGCAGUGGAGGCAGUGCGCAUGGCAGUGGAGGCAGUGCGCAUGAAAGUGGUUCCCUGCUCCCUGCCCCGGGUGCACCGCCACCACUAUCAGGACUCAUAUGUCCCUUCUCUUUCCUUCCUCCCACCCUUCAUGCGCCCCUUCAAACUAGCACAGAAGCUGCCACUCUCGCGAAGGAUCACGAGAACCAACUUUCCAUCUCUCUCCCUGUUUCCCUUCCCCUCCUUCUCCCACAGUACGCAGACAGAAAGCAGUGGCCGCUAA
This is a messenger RNA of Closterium sp. NIES-65, 972 nucleotides long. The record is from the annotation of a GenBank genome assembly. Lineage: Eukaryota; Viridiplantae; Streptophyta; Zygnematophyceae; Desmidiales; Closteriaceae.